This is a messenger RNA of Rotaria sp. Silwood2, 918 nucleotides long. The record is from the annotation of a GenBank genome assembly. NCBI's taxonomy places the organism in Eukaryota, Metazoa, Rotifera, Eurotatoria, Philodinida, Philodinidae.
AUGAUUGUUCAAGCAAUUUCUUUAUUGGAUGAUUUGGAUAAAGAAGUAAAUAAUUAUAUAAUGCGAUGUAAAGAAUGGUAUGGUUGGCAUUUUCCUGAAUUAGCUAAAAUCAUUCAAGAUAACGUUGCUUUUUGCAAGACAGUUCAACGAAUAGGUUAUCGAACAACUGCAGUUGAACUUGAUUUAUCUGAUAUAUUACCAACAGAUGUCGAAGCACAAGUUAAAGAAGCAGCUGAAAUUUCAAUGGGUACAGAAAUAUCCGAAGAAGAUAUUACAAAUAUUCGCCAUUUAUGUGCACAAGUUAUUGAAAUAUCUGAAUAUCGUGCACAAUUAUUUGAAUAUCUUAAAAAUCGUAUGAUGGCUGUUGCACCAAAUUUAACUGUUCUUGUUGGUGAACUUGUUGGUGCUCGACUUAUUUCACAUGCUGGAUCAUUACUUAAUCUUGCUAAACAUCCGUCAUCAACCGUACAAAUUUUAGGUGCUGAAAAAGCUUUAUUUCGUGCAAUGAAAACUAAACAUGAUACACCAAAAUAUGGUUUAAUUUAUCAUGCAUCAUUAGUUGGUCAAACAUCUGCUAAACUUAAAGGAAAAGUUAGUCGAAUGUUAGCUGCAAAAGCAGCAUUAUCUAUACGAGUUGAUGCACUUGGUGAUGAUACAGAAGCAACAUUAGGUAUUGAACAACGUGCAGAUUUAGAAAAGAAAUUUGCAAUACUUGAACAAAAUGCGACAAAACGUAUAUCGGGAACGGGUAAAAUGCAAGCGAAAUUUGAAAAAUAUCAAAAAAAUUCUGAAAAAGGACAAUUUAAUCAAGAUCAAGCUUCAACAUUGCCUUAUAAACGCCAUUCCGAUUUUGGUGGACGAGGUGGUGCUAACAAACGAUUUAAAAGUGAUAACAUGAAUAAAUCAUUUGUUGUUUAA